AUGGCACAACACCAAAGUAGCAUUACUCCCUUUUUGAUUUCUCCCCCAAACGUACCACCUAAUGAAGAUUCUAUCCAACCAGUAAGAAAGAAAAAAAAAAUUUCAAGGAAAAAAACUAGUUGGAUAUGGGAGCAUUUUAUUGAAGGACAUACUGAUAAUGAUGAACCAGCCAUUAUCUGUCAAGUGGAAAAGGAAAAUGGUACGAAAUGCAAUGUAAAACUUAAACAUGAUAGUAGUGGAAUUAGUCAUCUAUGGUCUAUUCAUAAAAUGACUAACAAUGGAAAACAGCCAGAUAAACAACAAAAACUCAAUGUAACUGAAAAAUAUUCAGAAGCACAGCAAGAUAGACUUCGUCAAUUUCUGGAUGCUGCUAAAACUUCAAAAUACCUCAAUGCUAUUGCUGACGUUUCUACCAGAUGGUAUUCUAGUUAUUUGGCCUGGCGUCAUCUUACCAAAUUAAAAGGAUAUAUUAAAGGAUUAGUUAAUCAUCUUGAGCUUGAAUCUGAUCCUGAUUCCCGAAAGGAUGCAAAGCUACUAAAAAAUAUAAUGAUAAGUGAUGAUGAAUGGUCAUUAAUUUUGGAUUUAACCGAAAUUCUUUCUCACUUUGCAGAUGCAACAAACUAUUUGGGAGAAAGUAAAUAUUGUACUUACAGCAGCAUGAAUCCAACUAUUAUAGAGAUCAUGAAAUGGGUCCGUCCAUCUUCAAGUAACAAUGGCCUUACUGAUAUUGAUGUUGAUAGAAUUAAUGAUGCUUUUGGAGAAGUUUCUGAAUUAGAAAAAGAUAGAGAAAUCAAUACACCUGUUGAUACUUACGAUCUUUUAGAUCAAAUAAAAAAAAUUUUAUAUGGUGCAUUGAUUCAUUACUUUAAUCCUACAUCAUCUGAAGCUCUUUUGGCUGCUCUUCUUGAUCCACGGUUCAAAAACUUACAUUUAUUUACACAAAACCAAAAGCAAGAUGCUAUAGAUGAAUUGCAAAAUAGUGCGGAUUUAUUUUAUCCGGAUACUAGCCGGAUACAAACACUAUAA
This is a messenger RNA of Rhizophagus irregularis DAOM 181602=DAOM 197198, 1026 nucleotides long. Lineage: Eukaryota; Fungi; Glomeromycota; Glomeromycetes; Glomerales; Glomeraceae. The record is from RefSeq and is a predicted model, not a curated record.